UUUCUCAGCCUUGUGAGUUAUGGAGUUAUUAGUUUUUUCCUUUAUGUCAUUUUUCCUUUUGGCAAGUACUCUUUCUACAUCUAAUUUCGAAGGGAAACAACGCUCUUUCUACCGUCAACUUCGUUUUACCGGGGAGCAUGAGUAUGCGGUAGUUACUUAUGACGCACUAGAAGGGUUAUAUGGGAUAGCAGCAACUAUGAACGUGUGGCAGCCAACGGUCGAGAGGGGGACCAUAAGUAGAGAGUAUAGUUCCGCUCAGAUUCGAAUCCGAGCAGGAACGGAUGACGAUUUUAAUGUCAUUGAAGCUGGAUGGCAUGUCUAUCCAUGGUAUUAUAGUAUGCAGGGCGAAAACGGAGAACCUUAUAAAGCAAGACUUUUUAUUUCCUGGACUAAUAAUUCGUAUGCAAGUGCAUGCUACAAUUUGGAUUGUGGUGGAUUUGUGAUGGAAAAUAAUGGGGUAGAACUGGGAAGUCCAUUUGAGCCAACAUCGUUGUAUGACGGUGGACAAGUAGAUAUCGUUCUCGCAAUAUGGAAGGAUGCCCAGUUAAGACGAUGGAAGCUGAUGUACAAUAACAUAAUAGUGGGUCAUUGGCCAGAAGAGUUGUUUACUCACUUGAGAACAAGAGGAACCGAGGGGGAAUGGGGUGGUGAGGUGUUCAACACCAAACACAACAAUAGAUUCACAUCAACACAAAUGGGUUCUGGCCACGAUGCAGCCGAGGGAUAUGGAAAAGCAGGUUAUUUCAAACAACUCUUAGUUGAAACUUCAGGUACCGGACAUCAGUGGAUUUCACCCCAAAGCCUUAGAGGAGAAGUAAGUGACCACAACUACUACACCAUACGUUCUGAAGAUGACAUUGAUGGCUUGGGCAAUGGCGGCUUCUACUAUGGAGGUCCAGGCAACACCAAUCCUUAAUGGAAAUUGAUGUUUAUCCAGAUUAAUAUGGAGGUCUCACUGUGUAUCUGAGACUACAAUACUUGUAUUGUCUUUUUUUUUUGUUUUGCUUUGUCUGAAAUAAACAAUGGUGGCUUUUCCAUGGCAAUUGAAUACUAUAACCUUCAAUCUCAACCAUUGGAUGGUUUCUCUUUAUCCCUUAUUUGAAGUACACUAUCAAUGUAAACAUUGUAUUUGUCAAUAUUCAACAAUGGCGGA
Molecule: messenger RNA, 1153 nt
Organism: Tripterygium wilfordii
Lineage: Eukaryota; Viridiplantae; Streptophyta; Magnoliopsida; Celastrales; Celastraceae
Exons: 5
Coding region: 20-916 (298 amino acids)
Source: RefSeq, a predicted model, not a curated record